Botrytis fragariae is the source of this 813-nucleotide messenger RNA. RefSeq lists its product as uncharacterized. The record is from RefSeq and is a predicted model, not a curated record. Bases 1 to 813 code for a protein of 270 amino acids. The transcript has a single exon. Lineage: Eukaryota; Fungi; Ascomycota; Leotiomycetes; Helotiales; Sclerotiniaceae.
AUGAGUAGCCCAGCCUCAAACCGUCAAUACAAAUUAAGACGAGGGGAAAGUUCAGCCAUACCUUUUGCCUCUCAAUCCCGCUUUGAAGAAUCAUUUCGCUCAGGAGGAGUUUCAAAGCAUCUUGAUAGCAACCUUCAUCGUCCAUCGGAUACCCAAACACCACCACGUCCUCAAAGAGGGCUUCCAAUACACGUCGAUCCCAAUCAUUAUCGGUCGGUGGAUGCGCAAGUACAACCAAAUCUUGAAAGAGCAGUUCCAUUGCAUAUAGACGCUGGCCUUCGUCGCCCAAUGAAUGCUCAAGCGCCACUACAUCCGCAAAGAGGAGCUCCCAGGUACUUUGAUCCUAUACCUCAGUACCCGUUAAAUUUCCAAGGGCAACCAGCACAGCAAGAGUAUUUCAAUGAAGGUAGACGUCGAGGUCGGCCUAUUUCCCCACAGUUAGUUGCUGCUCCCGCGAACUCGAGACCUCUUUCUCAAGAAUUGAAUAUUCCUAUACGGAGUCAAAGAAGAGAGCGCGCCCCGCCAGUUAUAAUUGCCGAUAAAAGCGAUUCUGAAGAUACCCCGGAUCGGCAACGCUCGCCAAGCCCACCUCGUUUCGAAGACGAAAGCAAUUCAUCGUCAAGAGGCGGGAAAAAUUCAAGAAAGCAACUUUAUUACGAGCGCCCACCUCAACCCUGUUUGUCCAGAAGUAGUAGGAUGGAUCGCAAAUCGACAGAGAGAAGCAAAAUCGAUCCUGGGAAGAAAACCUUGGGUGGACUUUGGGUGCGUGAAUCCGGUAUUACUCAGCGGGGCACAAAGAAUAGCAAGGUCUGA